AUGGUUGAACUAUAUGGAGGUGCUGUCACUACAACUUUACCCGUUGGUAUAGUCGAUGUCUCAGAUAUGAGACAAGUACCUGAUAAUCAAGAGGUAUUUAUAAUAGAAGAAGGAGACAAGGAUAUAUCAAUAAUAUUUGAUUUAUUAGAGCAAGUAGAUGCCCAAGAUAUCAAUACAGCAUUGAAGAUGCAUAUUGAUGAUAUGUUAGAAACCAACCAAUUUACUAUGAUCGAAGAAAUUGCUCUGAAAUUCUUAGAUACUAAAAUACAUACAUGUUAUGUGAAUUCCAAUAAUUCAAUUCAUUUAAUAAGCUUAAUAAGAUUAAGCAAAGUUGAAACCGAUAUAGUUAUUUCGAUGCAUGUUGCUUCAUCAGACAUAAAUUUUGUAAAGGAUAAGUAUUAUGGUGUAUUCAAAGCUGCUGGACAAAAUUAUAAUAUAAAGAACUGGGACUUGUUUAAUUAA
Debaryomyces fabryi is the source of this 462-nucleotide messenger RNA. RefSeq names its product Ran GTPase-binding protein. Gene Ontology annotation, cellular component: nucleus. Gene Ontology annotation, biological process: protein import into nucleus. The transcript has a single exon. NCBI's taxonomy places the organism in Eukaryota, Fungi, Ascomycota, Pichiomycetes, Serinales, Debaryomycetaceae. Bases 1 to 462 code for a protein of 153 amino acids. The record is from RefSeq and is a predicted model, not a curated record. Gene Ontology annotation, molecular function: small GTPase binding; guanyl-nucleotide exchange factor activity.